AGCUCAGGGCUAAUCUUCCUCAAAAAAAAAAAAAAAUUUAAACCCUGUGAGCCCAUCUAGCACACCUGUGGGCCGGUCCAGGGGCCAGUUGUGCCUGUCUGACAGGGUGAAGGGGAUACAUUUCAGAGGACUCUGCUGGGCUGAAGGUGGUGGGCGUGGGAACUUUUCCUGGAGGAACUUUCCUGGAAAGGACUCCAGGGCUGGGCCCCCAACCCUUUCCUGACACCCAUCCCCCAUGCCCUGCUCUGCAGAAAUGGGUUCCUCACCCCAGAAAGUGAAGUGCAGCCUCUGUCCUCCCGUUUUGGAGGCCUUAGUUCUCAGAGUCUGAAGGGAAAACGGAGACUGAGAGGUGGAAUAUGAAGCUGCCAGGUGUGUCUGAGGUUCUGGGACCCACGGAGAGCUGAUCAGACACUUUUACCCUUGCUAUCCCCAGCCUUGAGAAGGAGCUGGGGGAGGGGGUCUAGAAAAAUCAGAUUGAUCCCACGUCUUUCCGAGGUGUGGGGCAUGGAGGGGUCGGGAUAUAGGGGAGUUCCCGGGCCUCUCUGUUUCCUGAGUUCACUCCUAGGGAGAGAGAACUCUGGGCCAGUCUUGGGGGAAACCCAGAGGACCUGCUGACUGGCCUGGGGGCCUUAACUGAAAUCCAGGGGCAUCUCCAUGGAGACACCAUAAGACCUUCAGAAGCCCUGUGUGCUGAAAAGGACCCUGGAGCCCUCUGCCCAGCAAGGUGCCCUUCGUCCUGUGAGGACAGCUGCAAUGCUCUCUUUGAAACAUGAAAUAUCAAAGUCCUUCUACAAAAUGUAUUUUCCCAUUUUGGCCCUCCUGCUUUGCUAGUCUCAAGAGUAUGAGCAGGCAAUGCGGAUCUGGGAGUCACCUCCCCGCCAAGAGCAGGUGCAGCCAGGCUCGGGACCCCCGACCCGGAACCCUUGAAGCCGGGAACCCUAUAGGGCUGCAGCUGCAUGGGGAACGGGAUCUGGGAGGGACUUCCUGUUGUCCCUAAUCCCAGUCUCCACCCGGCUCCCCGCGCCCGUGCAGGCUGUGGAGACUCCCUUCCCCGGGGAGGGGACCCCACUACCCGAGGCUCCUGGCUGGGAGCUGGAGGGGGCUUGGCCAACAAGAGGGUGCUGUGCCUUCUAGGUCUGAGAGAGAAAAUGUCUGCAGAUGGCAGAGGCAUCCGGGCUACCCAGGACAAGAAGAAGGCCCAAGAGCUUCCAGGUCCUAGGCAUCUUUGUCAAGAAAUGCUUUCUGAGGCAGAGGAGGUGGUGCCUUUGGGAGCCACUCGAGAGUCACCCCACAUCAAGAUGGAGCCAGAAGAGCAGCACCCCGAGGUGGUGUUGCAGGAGGACGGGACUCAAGGAGCUCGGGGCUCGGUGCCCCUAAGCCUAGGCUCUAAGGAGAAAGCUCUUUUCCUGCCUGGCGGAGCCCUCCCCUCCCCCCAGAUCCCUGUGCUUUCCCGUGAGGGGAGGACCAGAGACCGGCAAAUGGCUGCGGCGCUCCUCACCGCCUGGUCCCAGAUGCCAGUGACCUUUGAGGAUGUGGCUCUGUACCUCUCCCGGGAGGAGUGGGGGCGGCUGGACCACACGCAGCAGAGCUUCUACGGGGAUGUCCUGCAGAAGAGGAACGGGCUGUCCUUGGGGUUUCCCUUCGGCAGACCUGUCUGGGCCUCCCAAGUGCAGGGCAAGGGUGAGGCCUCGAGCUCGUGCCGGCAGACAGAUGAGGAGGAGAAGAGAGGAGCCAUUGAGGUGGGGAAGGAGGAGCCAGCUCCAUCCCUGGCAGCCCUCAGGGAUGUGAAGGCCCUCAGGACCAGGGCAGGGAGAACCCAGGGAGACAUCCUUCAGUGCAGGCGGCAAGCAGCUAACAGCCAGAGCCCAGGGCCAGCCAAAAAUGACGGGCAGCCAGGCCCCCCAGAGGAGAGACAGCCAAAACUAGCCCCACCUGACACCAGCCUCCUGAAGGCCCAGGAGGGCCACCUCCCAGAGAAACCCAAAGAAGGGGAGACAGGUGCCCCCGAGAACAGCGAGGAGAGCCUGCCCGCCGAUGGCGACACCAGCAAGAAGACCUACAAGUGUGAGCAGUGUGGCAAGGGCUUCAGCUGGCACUCACACCUGGUGACGCACCGGCGCACGCACACGGGCGAGAAGCCCUACGCCUGCACGGACUGCGGCAAGCGCUUCGGCCGCAGCUCGCACCUCAUCCAGCACCAGAUCAUCCACACGGGUGAGAAGCCCUACACCUGCCCCUCCUGCUGGAAGAGCUUCAGCCACCACUCGACACUGAUCCAGCACCAGCGCAUCCACACAGGCGAGAAGCCCUACGUGUGCGACCGCUGUGCCAAGCGCUUCACCCGCCGCUCGGACCUGGUCACCCACCAGGGCACCCACACGGGCGCCAAGCCCCACAAGUGCCCCAUCUGCAGCAAGUGCUUCACGCAGAGCUCGGCCCUGGUCACCCACCAGCGCACCCACACCGGGGUCAAGCCCUACCCGUGCCCCGAGUGCGGCAAGUGCUUCAGCCAGCGCUCCAACCUCAUUGCCCACAACCGCACGCACACGGGCGAGAAGCCCUACCACUGCCUCGACUGCGGCAAGAGCUUCAGCCACAGCUCGCACCUCACUGCCCACCAGCGCACCCACCGUGGCGUCCGGCCCUACUCCUGCCCCCUCUGCGGCAAGAGCUUCAGCCGGCGCUCCAACCUGCACCGGCACGAGAAGAUCCACACCACUGGGCCUAAGGCUCUGGCCAUGCUGAUGCUGGGGGCCGCGGGUGCUCUGGCAGCCCCCUCACCUGCUCCCACCUAGGAGAUGGGGAGAGAAGGGGCUGGGCCCCUGGAGGAGGAGCAAGGGCAGCUGCUGUUGGAAUGAGGGUGGGCAUAGGAACAGGAUUGGGGAGGUGCUGGCACAGGGUGGGGCAUGGCAACACAGGAGGAGCUAGGGUGAGGAGCAGAGAUGCCAGCUGCAAAUUAAAGGCCUUGGAAUUCAA
Messenger RNA from Equus caballus (horse), 2976 nucleotides. RefSeq names its product zinc finger protein 205 (gene ZNF205). Gene Ontology annotation, cellular component: nucleus. Gene Ontology annotation, molecular function: DNA-binding transcription factor activity, RNA polymerase II-specific; RNA polymerase II transcription regulatory region sequence-specific DNA binding. The record is from RefSeq and is a predicted model, not a curated record. Lineage: Eukaryota; Metazoa; Chordata; Mammalia; Perissodactyla; Equidae. Gene Ontology annotation, biological process: urogenital system development; embryo development; regulation of transcription by RNA polymerase II.